AUGGAUCCAAACACUGAACCUUGGGUUUAUCCUCUUUUCUAUCCACAUGGCAAUCAAGGUUGGCACAAGUCGAUACCGUAUAAGAUUAAAACUAAUAGAACUGUAACUCGUGCGGAUUAUUAUAAAUAUAAAUUAGCAAUUAGGGACGAUUUCAAUGUAUUUCUCAUGAGACGUCGAUUAACGCAACAGUGGAUUGUCGAUAGUUAUGUAAAGAUCGAAAAAGACAGAUUGAAUUAUUGCAAAUUCAAUCAAAAGAAAUUGCGGGCUGAAUCGUAUCAGGGCUUGGUAGACCAUUUACAAUCACGCAAUUCUGAUGGUAAUACAGGCACCAAUAUAGGUAAAAUUAUUAUCUUGCCAUCAAGUUUUACGGGUUCACCACGUAACAUGGUACAACACUAUCAAGACGCAAUGUCUAUGGUUCGUAAAUUUGGCAAACCUGAUUUAUUUAUAACUAUGACAUGUAACCCGAAAUGGCGUGAAAUUACGGAAAAUUUACUGCCAGGCCAAAAUGCUUCAGAUAGACCUGAUUUGGUUGCACGUGUAUUUAACAUUGAAAAAAAUGUUUUAAUUGAUAUGAUCGUCAAACAACACCUCUUUGGUCAAGCAGUUGCGUUUAAUUGGGUUAUUGAAUUUCAAAAACGCGGUUUACCACAUCUACAUAUGUUGGUUACAUUAACUGCUGGCUGUAAGAUAACAACUUCUGAACAUGUUGAUAGGUUAAUAUCAGCAGAGAUCCCGAAUCCUUUAAAUGGUCCUACUUUAUUUGAUAUUGUUACGAGGAAUAUGUUGCAUGGUCCCUGUGGAGAUUGGUGUUUAAUAAACAAUAUCUGCUCAAAAAAAUACCCCAAAAGUUUCAGACAUGAAACAACCAUGGACGAAAAUGGAUAUCCUUAUUAUCGUCGUCGGGAUGAAGGAAUGAUAUUCGAAAGACAUGAUCAUAUAUUCGAUAAUCGACAUGUUGUACCGUAUAAUAAGACUUUAUUAGAAACUUUUAAUUGCCAUAUCAAUGUAGAAGUUGUAUCUUCUGUAAAAGCCGUUAAAUAUUUAUUUAAAUACGUUUACAAAGGCCAUGAUAAAGCGGGAAUAACAAUAAAUGGAAGCAUACCGAAUACUAGACCGGAGCCAAUGAGGGAUCAAAAUCAAACUUCACAAAAUGAUGGUAACAUUCCGCAUACGAGACCAGAGCCAACGAGAGUUCAAAAUGAAACUUCGCAAAAUAAUGUAAAUAGCAGUACCGUAAAAAAUCAUGAUGAAAUUCGUAAUUUUGUUGACGCUCGCUAUGUUGGUCCUGUUGAAGGUGUUUGGCGAACCUUAUCAAAGGAUCUACAAGAUAAAAGUCAUUCCGUCACCCGAUUACCGGUACACUUACCUAAUCAACAAAGUAUCACUAUUACUGAUGAUUGUACCGAUAUCGACCUUCAUGAAGCCAUACAGAAACAAUCUAUGCUAAUUGAUUAUUUUAAAUUAAAUGAACGUGACCCAAAUGCUCAUCAAUAUAUUUACAGUGAUAUUCCUCACCAUUAUGUUUUUAAAAAAGAUAAAGACACAAAAAUUUCAUCUUGGCAACCGCGUAAAAGACAGUUCAAUGUCAUUGGUCGUAUGUAUUCUAUAAGUCCUGCACAAGUGGAAUUAUUUCACCUCCGAUUGUUAUUGCUUCAUAUUAAAGGUGCAACAAGUUUUGAAAAUCUGAGAACAGUUAAUAGAAUUUUAUGUGAUACUUUUAUGUCUGCAUGUUUAGCAGCUGGGCUUAUCGAAGAUGAUCAAGAAUGGAGAAAAACUUUGAUUGAAGCGGUGGUGUGGAUGAUGCCACGACAAUUGCGUUAUUUAUUUGUACGAAUAUUAAUGCAUUGUCAGCCACUCAAACCGGAAGAGUUAUGGAAUGAGUUUAAAGGGCCAUUGUCUGAAGAUUUCAACAGAAAUUUCGAACCAGAAGAAGCACAGAGAAGAGCUUAUAUUCAUAUUAAUUUUAUACUUAAUCGUGAAGGCCACAACAACAAGAGGAUCCACAAUUACUCUACAAUAAGCUUAAUGCCCAACAAAAAGAAAUUGUAG
Molecule: messenger RNA, 2052 nt
Organism: Cotesia glomerata
Lineage: Eukaryota; Metazoa; Arthropoda; Insecta; Hymenoptera; Braconidae
Exons: 2
Coding region: 1-2052 (683 amino acids)
Source: RefSeq, a predicted model, not a curated record